AUGUGUGAGACGGGCGAGGCAGUACUGAAGACGCUGGAGGCUCUGAAGGAUCGGCUCACCAGCUGGCUGCAGGAUCUGCGGACCAUGGAGGACCCCGCAAAGCGAGAGGAUUCUGUGCGGCAGACCAGGGCCUCUGCUCGAUACAGGCGCGUGCUGCCCCGCGGCAUCAGCCGGGCCUUCCUGGGCCAGGCCUACGAAGCGGAGAGCUGGCGCGUCGCCGCUUCCUUGAAGAUCUCCUGCAUGCUGUACUUCGAUGCGCCGCUGGCACUGGAAGAGGUCAGAGCUGCGCUCAAAGCGCAGCUGGAGACCGUGGCGCGCUUCCGCAGCAAAGCCCGAGGAGUGAAGGGCAAGGAGAGCAGAGCCAGCAUGUUCGUGCGGCUGGAUGACGAGGAGUGGGCGAAGGCACUGGACAGUCUGGUGACCGUGCGCGAGGACCUCAAGGGCGAGGGGGCGGUGGAGAACUUCGUCAUGGAUUUCUACACGGCCAGGUGGGACCCCGACUUGCCGCUCUGGCGCGCCCACGUGGUAAACAACCUUUACGAUGGCAGACAUUUGCUCGUCAUGGUCUUUGACCAUUCCAUCGGCGACGGCAUUGCCUUACUCCAGGUGCUUUGGCAGAUCAGCGGCCACUCCGAGCCGGUGCCCUCCAGGAAGCCUUCGGCGAUGCCGAGCAGGGACUCUUGCUUGCAAGGCUGCUGUUUGCAGCUCAAGGGCAUCUGGAAGGCCUUCUAUGGGCCCUUCAUCGGUGACCAGCUGCCCGGGGAUCGUCCCAACCUGCUGAAGGUCAAAGAUCCACGGACGCCUGGACGGCGGAGAGCAGUGUACUCAUCACCCAGCGAAAGCAUGGACAAGAUCAAGGUCAUCAAGAGCAGGAUUCCGAACGCCACGGUGACGGACGUGCUUAUGGCGCUCACUGGCCUGACUUUGCAGGAGUACUACCGGAGGUAUGAACCGACAACCCUGCAGCAGGUCGUUCGUGGCAACUUUCCGCUGAACAUGCACCAGGAGAACGAGGACAUCACCGACCCGAGGGUCUAUGGGAACAGCUUCUCUCAAGGCCUCCUCACGUUUCCCUUACACUUGGACGAUCCUGUGGAGUUCAUGCGAGACGUGAAGAGCCAGAUCGAUUUGAUCAAGGUCUCGCCGGAGCCUAUUGUGCGGUACGGCUUGGUUCGCUUGCUGUGCCAGAGCAGCCUAUCUCACUCCACGGUUUUGAAGCUGCUGCUGGACGCCUUUGGCAAGGUCACCGCGAUGCUCUCCAGCGUCAUGGGCCCUACAGAGGAGGUGCAGAUGUUUGGCCAGGCCCUGAAAGACCUGAGCUUUUACGCUAUGCCGCCCCUCGGAGUUUACAUCGGCAUCCUCACUUACAAUGGCCGCGUAAAGGUGAGCAUAACUACGGACAUGGAGGCGGAGACGGAGCCCAAGCGCUUGGGGGACUGCUGGGAGGCAGCGAUGGACAAGCUGGCGGAGGCGGCGAAACGCUGA
Molecule: messenger RNA, 1485 nt
Organism: Effrenium voratum
Lineage: Eukaryota; Dinophyceae; Suessiales; Symbiodiniaceae
Source: the annotation of a GenBank genome assembly